AUGGCUCUUCUACCUCCAAAUCCGUUGUUGGAUCACCUCCGCAAUUCCUUGGAACGAUCAUCCAGUUCGCUAUCACCUUCGGGCAGCCAGGAACUUCUGAGUCCGUUGGUUGUCGGCUCACCUACUGCCUCGCCGAUGGGUUCCUUCUCCAUCAAAAACUUCACGCCUCUGUCAACAUCCCAAGCGCCAAGAAUAUUCAUACCGCCAUCCCCACCGAAGACGAACGGAAAGGGUAAGGCACCGGACCUUUCAAUAUACGCCUGGCAGCGACUUGCUUUGCAAACGAGAAAAAAUAUGGAUGUUGUUGAUAAGAAGAGACGGAUAUCGACGAACGGAGGUCGGGCAAUAGCGUCUAUGAGUGACGGUCCAUCUCCAAUGAAGAAGAGGGCGCGCAAACGCCUGUCGAGCGAGUAUCGCCUGCCAAGGACGGAUAAAGACCUAGCAAAUCGUUUCAAAGAGGAGGCGUUCCUUCAAGUCAUCCGGAAUCACAUCAAGGUUCUAAACGCGUCAACACUCCAAAUGCCGUGGCACAUUUGGCUGGCCAUGAACCCAGAAAGCGAUGCUGCCGCGAUCUGGUUGGAACGCAAGUUCGACGUGCCGGAUUCAGGAACUUGGCAGAACGAGAACGUGCUUUCAAUACCUAUCUCUUCGGCUAAUGGAUCAGCGAAUGGAUACCCUGGUGUCAUUGUAUUUGAGUGCACGCCUUUGGGCGAUGUCACAGACAAUUUGGAGAGGCGCAUUACAUACAGGAAGUAUCGUGUCCUGGACGAUUAUGCCCGAAUGCGAGAGAUUAUUAAAGCUUUACCUCCCAAACGCCACUUUAUUCCUUCUCUUCUUGUAAUCUGCUGGACGGAGGGUGAACAGACUCCAGAAGAAUCUGAUUUCUUUGAUAUGGUUUUAUCCACCGCCUCUGCAAAUUCAAUUUUCUGUCGGAACUCAUUCGUCGCAGUCCCAUAG
Messenger RNA from Psilocybe cubensis, 957 nucleotides. RefSeq lists its product as uncharacterized. The record is from RefSeq and is a predicted model, not a curated record. The transcript is spliced from 4 exons. Bases 1 to 957 code for a protein of 318 amino acids. Lineage: Eukaryota; Fungi; Basidiomycota; Agaricomycetes; Agaricales; Agrocybaceae.